AUGUACUCACUUUUAAGCCGCCGACAAUUAACUCGUGAUAAACUUCCAAAAUUACAUAAUAAAAUGGUUACGAAAUUAAAGAUAUUAUGCAAUAAUGCCGAACAUGUACCAGUCACAUUAGAUGUAUGGACUGAUAGACGAUUACGUUCUUAUAUCGGUAUUACGUUGCACACAUUUGUUGAUGACGAAUUAAAAUCAUAUUUAUUAUCAUUUGCACCACUGAAAGGUCAUCAUACCGCUGAUGUUUUAUUGGCUGAGUUUGAAAAAGUAAUUAAUUAUUAUCAUAUUGAAAAAAAAUUAGUACGUUUAAUUACGGAUAAUGCAGCCAAUAAUAUAAAAGCAUUCGAUGACAUUUUACUUCCCGGUUUUGAAACAUAUUUUGAGAAUGAUGACUGUAACAAUGAUGGCAAUGGCUCUUUACAGAAUAAUAAUGAUGAUGAUGAUUGUGAAGAAAUAUUUAAUAAUGAUUCGUAUGAUCGCUUUGAAUUAGUACCGUUAGCUGAUGAUAUUAUUCAAUGUGUAAGUGAAAAUUUAGAAUUAUUACGUUUGCCAUGCUUCGCUCAUACGCCGUCAUAG
Molecule: messenger RNA, 576 nt
Organism: Didymodactylos carnosus
Lineage: Eukaryota; Metazoa; Rotifera; Eurotatoria; Philodinida; Philodinidae
Source: the annotation of a GenBank genome assembly